Molecule: messenger RNA, 4466 nt
Organism: Pollicipes pollicipes
Lineage: Eukaryota; Metazoa; Arthropoda; Thecostraca; Pollicipedomorpha; Pollicipedidae
Product: structural maintenance of chromosomes protein 6
Exons: 20
Coding region: 40-3279 (1079 amino acids)
Biological process (GO): double-strand break repair via homologous recombination
Cellular component (GO): site of double-strand break; Smc5-Smc6 complex; nucleus
Molecular function (GO): single-stranded DNA binding; damaged DNA binding
Source: RefSeq, a predicted model, not a curated record
UGUUGUGAAGGCGGUGAUCAGACGCCGCAGACCUGCGACAUGGCGGAGCCCCAGCGGCGGGCGGCGGUGGUGCGCCGCUCCUCAUGCGCUGACAGUGGCCCGCAGGCCAAGCGCCAGCGGUACACGUCGGACGCGACCAUCGUGGUGCCCACUCAGCGACCUGGAAAGAUCCUGCAGGUGACGCUGAAGAACUUCAUGUGCCACGAGCACCUCGAGAUCAAGCUCAACGAGAGUGUCAACUUCAUCACGGGCGAGAAUGGCAGCGGCAAGAGUGCCGUGCUGACCGCCAUCAUGGUGGGCUUGGGCAGCCGGGCCAAAGGAACCGACCGGGGCUCCUCCCUCCCUGCGCUGAUUCGGAACGGCCAGUCGUCGGCCGAGGUGACAGUGAAGCUGUGCAACACUGGUGAGCUGGCCUACAAGAAGGACCUGUACGGCGACGCCAUUUUCGUGAAGAGAACCAUCCGCAAAGACGGUUCCUCCUUCUCCAUCAAGUCCGCUGCCGGGAAGAAAAUUGCUAGCAAGGGAAAGGAUCUGGAAGGUAUUCUGGAUGCACUGAACAUACAGACGGAUAAUCCCAUCACGGUCCUCACGCAGGACACGUCCAAAACCUUCUUGUUCGUAAAUGACCCGAGGAAGAAGUACCAGUUGUUCUUGCGCGCCACUCGACUGAAGCACAUCAUGGACGACUAUGAAAGCAUCGACCGGAAUCUGCGGUCAGCCGAAGACAGCCUGGAUACAAAAGAGAAGGUCUUUGCGAGGGAGAAGGAGAGGGCUGAGGAGCUGAAGGAUCAAGCGAAUAGGGGCAAAGACAGGAAGAAAAUUGAAGACCGUGUGCAGUUGCUGGGGAGCCAUUUGUCAUGGGCACAGGUGAAGGAGAAAGAGCAGGCGCUGCACAAGGAGAAGGAGAGCGUGGAAAAAAUUACGUCACGUGUGAAAGAACUGGAAGAAAGCGUGAAGCGAUACGAGGACAAUAAGAUGACUGCAGAUAACAGACGGACCCAGCUGGAGCAGCAGCUAAAGGAGGUCGAGCGCGAGCUGCGCCAGAUCAAGCAGCAUAAAGAUGAGCGUCAGACACACGUGAAAGGGCUGUACCAGCGGCAGCGGGACGCGGCCGCCGCCGCUCAGGCUGCCCAGUCGAAGACCGCCAGUCUGCGCGAGGAGCUGGGUCAACUGAUGGCCGAGGUCGAUAGGCAGCGACACGGGGCGCAGCCCGACGAUGUGGCAGAGGAGCGGCAGCGCCAGGAGACGGAGCAGCGCUGCCAGCAACAGCUGCAGCAGCUCCAGGCCUCCGAGAAGAUGCAGCGGGAGCACCUGAAGCGUUUGGAAGAUUCGCUUCGCCAGAAGAAAAGCGAGCUUGCAGAGUUGGAGGCCGAUAUGAAGACAAAAUGCAGGAAUAUGGCGGAGCUGAAGCGGCGCCGGGACGACUGCGCGGCCAACCAGCACGAUCAGCGCGGCGUGUUCGGCGCCUGGGUGGCCGGCGUCGACGCGGACGUCGACCGCCUUUAUAGAGAGGGGCGCUUCCAAAAGAAGCCUAUCGGACCCGUGGGAGCUUACGUGCGCAUUCAAGAUGGGUGCGAGCGGUGGACCCGGCUGGUGGAGACCUGCUUACAGAAUAUUUUGACUGCCUACCUGGUUGACAACCAUAACGACCAGCGGGGCAUGCGCUCCAUAUUGCAGAAGCACACGGGGCACGAGCGAGUCAAGCCGCGCAUCAUCGUUAGCAAAUUCCUGACCCAGGUACACGACGUCAGCCGGCACGGUAUCGACACCUCCGGCCGCUGGGUGUCGGUGUGGUCCGUAGUCGACAUCAGGAACCCAGUGGUGGCCAACGCCAUCAUCGACCAGACGCGCGCCGAAUCUGUGCUGCUGCUGGAGACGGACGCCGACGCGUGCGACAUUAUGGCCUACCGGCAGAGGGUGCCGUCCGGCUGCGAGCAGGCGCUGACCAACACCGGCUACCGCUACUACCCAGACCCGAGGUACCGCACCUACCCGGCAAAGGUGCCGAAGCAGCCCCGCUACCUGCAUGUCACGGUCGAGCAGGUCAUCAGUGACCUGGACAGUCGGAUGUUGCAUCACCGUGAUGCCGUCGAUGCGGUGACUAAGCGAGUGGAAGCCGCUCACGCGGCUUCUAUCAGCGACCGCCGCCAGCUACAGGAGGCCAAGUCCCAGCUGGGGAAGACGGACACGGAGUUGGAGACGUGCCGCCUCCAGCUGCGCGAGCUGCAGGGUCGUGAGCGGCCGCAGCCGGUCGAUCUGCAGCUCCUGGAAGACGAGGUGGCUAGCCUGAAAGCCGGCAUUUACAAGGCCAUGCGAGCGGAGGCGCCCCACCUGGCCGAACAGGAGCGCAUCGGCGUACAGGUGGAAGAGGCCAAGUCGCUACUGGAGGACGACAAGGCGGCUUUGGGCGGGGUCGGCGAGCGCACGCGGAAGCUGCAGGAGGAGCUGGGGGCGGCGAAGGAGGACGUUCAGCAGCUGAAGAGAAAGCUAGAUGGCGCCGGCCUUGAGCUGGAAGGCGGGCGGGCCGAGCUGGCCAGGCUGACAAAAGCUGCUGCCUUCUGCCAGCAGCAGCUGGUCGCGGCGGAAGCGCUCGCCGGUCCCCACAGGGUGGAACCCACAAAGAGUGUCGCAGCCAUCCAAAGCGAGCUGGAUGGAUUGCAGAGGUCCCUACGUGACAAGGAUGGAGAGCCGCAGCGGAGUUCUAGGGUCGAAGACCUGCUCGAAGCCUACUCGAUUGCGGAUGAGUGCUGCAAGAAGACGAAGAUGCGCGUGCAGUUGCUGCGGAAAGAUGUGGAGAAAUUCCGCGAGAUGCUUGAUAUGCGGGAAAAGAUGAGGAGGGCCCUUGAGAAGAGUCUGGGGGUUCGUAUCGCCAUCUUCUUCGGUUCGAGCGUGGGCGCCAGCAACUACGAGGGCGAGAUGAAGUUUGACCACGACUCGCGCCAGCUGACGAUUACGGUGGAGCCUGCGGCUAAGGGGGACGGCAAGGGACGGGAUCCAAGCCAGCUCAGCGGCGGAGAGCGCUCCUUCUCCACGCUGGCCUGUCUGCUGGCCAUGUGGAGCACCAUACCGUCGCCAUUCCGUAUCUUGGACGAGUUUGACGUGUUCAUGGACGAAAUGAACCGCAAGAUCAGCCAUGACAUGCUGCUGAAGGAAGCGCUGGCGAACAGCAGUCAGUUCGUGUUCAUCUCUCCGCUGAACAUCCCCUGGGAUCGGGCGGACCCCCGAGUGACGGUGCACAGGAUGCAUCCUCCGAAGCGGGAGAGACACGAGCCCGAAUGAGCUUGGACGAGCCUCGCCUCUGCUCGCCGGCAGACAAUCGCCCCUGCCCCGGGCCCACGCCAGUCCUGGCCGCACGUGCCUGCUCCGGCGCGAACCCCACAUCUGUGGACCACUGCACCGACCUCGUGUCAUAUUCAUCUGCGCAGUGUUGCAGUGUUUGCACCCACUGAGCUUUGUAUCGCAGCUUCAAGCGUUUCGUCGUGCGCGUAGUGGCCUGUAAAUCGGUGGCCAGAUUCCGCGAGCGUUGAGCCGCGCAGCGGCACAUGUUGUCACGUGCCAGCCAUACCUUGGCCUUGGCUGUUUUGACGCAAUCACAAGCGGCACGCGGGGAGAUUCGUGUUGCGAAUUCGCCUGAGAUUCGAGACUGCCAGACUGUGUGUCCAGAGCCUUUGCCUUAGCUGUUAUGACGCAACCACAAGCGGCAUUCGGGGAGAUUCGUGUUGCGAAUUCGCCUGAGAUUCGAGACUGCCAGACUGCCAGACUGUGUGUCCAGAGCCUUUGCCUUGGCUGUUAUGACGCAACCACAAGCGGCAUGCGGGAAGAUUCGUGUUGCGAAUUCGCCUGAGAUUCGAGACUGUCAGACUGCCAGACUGUGUGUCCAGGGCCUUUGCCUUGGCUGUUAUGACGCAACCACAAGCGGCAUGCGGGAAGAUUCGUGUUGCGAAUUCGCCUGAGAUUCGAGACUGUCAGACUGCCAGACUGUGUGUCCAGAGCCUUUGCCUUGGCUGUUAUGACGCAACCACAAGCGGCAUGCGGAGGGAUUCGUGUUGCGAAUUUGCCUGAGAUUCGAGACUGCCAGACUGUGUGUCCAGACUGAUUCGAGACUGUCCUGCUACACACCGAUUGGCUUCGGCUCGACCUGCUACUCGCAUUAUAACCAAGCUUUUUACGUCUUUGACAGGCUACUUAGCAUUCAUGUGACCACACUGCGCUGAGGCGGCGCGGUGCUGUCAGACGCUGUCAUAUCCACAUGGUGGCUGGUGGCCGACGGCUGGCCGCCUUGCCCUUUGUUUCUGUCUCUGUCUCUGUCUGUGUCUCGUGACAGCCCACCUAGCGUGUGAUCGCGCCAUUAUCGGAUCAAAUGCACACACGAUCUCUGUCAUUAUGGCGAACAUUUUCCGGAUUUGGGAUCAGCUUGUCAUGCCGAGUUGUUUGAAUGCCUUUAUUGAAUGAUUAUAAUGAUUUUA